AUGAAGGGAAGUUUGAAAGUUGUGGGGAAGAACAAAGGCAAACAUGACACUUCUGGAUCGACUGUAAAUGAAAAUGUCAGAAGAAAAGCAUUGGCUGAUGUUAGCAACGUGCAGAGUAGUUUUGCGAGGAAUGCGGCAUAUGAUGGUUCGAAACCAAGGAUUUCAGUGGGUCCAGGCUAUAGGACCAUGAAUCUUCCAUCAAGAAAAUCUGCAAAGUUAGAUAACAAGGGAAGCACGCUUUUGAGUGCUUGUUUGUUGGCAGAAAGGGGAGGCAGGGAGGAUGGGGGGAGGGGUGUGGAUGGUUGA
Molecule: messenger RNA, 306 nt
Organism: Dovyalis caffra
Lineage: Eukaryota; Viridiplantae; Streptophyta; Magnoliopsida; Malpighiales; Salicaceae
Source: the annotation of a GenBank genome assembly